Molecule: messenger RNA, 3478 nt
Organism: Racocetra persica
Lineage: Eukaryota; Fungi; Glomeromycota; Glomeromycetes; Diversisporales; Gigasporaceae
Source: the annotation of a GenBank genome assembly
AUGGCGAUUCCAAAUAUUAAACACUUCACAAGAUGUAAAUUUUACACGUAUAGUUAGACUUGUUAAAGAACAUUUUAAAGUUCCAAUUACUUUAAUUUCUCUUGUAAAUACCACUCAUCAAUGGUUCAAAGCUGAAAAUGGUUUUGGUUGUACUCAAGCAAAGCGUGAAAUUAGUUUCUGUGGUCAUGCCAUUUUACAAGAAAACGGUGAACCAUUUGUAGUUCCUGAUUCAUUACUUGAUUGGAGAUUUAAGAAAAAUCCUCAAGUCAUAGGACCUCCUUAUAUUCGUUUUUAUGCUGGUGCUCCUUUAAGAACAAAAGAUGGUCAUAAUGUUGGUACUCUUUGUCUAAUCGAUACUGUACCUCGUAAUGAUUUCUGCGAACGAAUGCGUGAAUCGUUAAAAGAUUUUGCAAAAGUGGUUAUGCGUGAACUGGAACUUUGGGCUGAUAGAUUAAGAUUAGGUGUUAGGAAUAAGAUGCAAUCUAGUCUCGCUGAAUUCAGUAAAUUUUGUUUCGAAACUCAGCUUGCUUACGGUGAAGAUGGUUCUGAAGCUGGUGAUCCCAUUAUGCGUAGAUGUUUUGAAAGGGCUGUAACUUUGAUAAAAGAUACUUUGGAUGUUGAUGCUUUAUAUUUAUUAGAAAUGCCUUCUUUAUCUGCACGACAAGUCACUUAUGCCAGUCGCCUAUCCAAUGAUUUCUCUAAUGAUUUUCUUUUGAAUAGUCCUCCUCCUGAAUUACCGACAAAACAUUUGAAAUUCCUGGCUGCUGCUGGUCUUUCGAUUUCUACUGACUCUAUUUCAACUCCCGUAACCACUACUUUUUUAACUCAUUUGAUGCAUACUCAUGCUCAGGGUUACAUAUUUCAAAAUGCUCUUCCACAAUUACCUAAUCUUUUCCCUCCUAAUAUGUGUUCUGGUAUUGUUGUUCCUAUCCAUGAUAAUGCUAAAAAUGCUUUUGGAUUUCUCAUUGCACUUACCAAAGAUCCUCUAAGACAAUUUGAAGAUGAAGAACGCGUUUAUUUGGGAAAUUUUGGUGUCAAUAUUGUAAGCGAGGUUCUUAAACGACGUGUUAUUGUAGCUGAUAGAGCGAAAAGUGCAUUCAUUAGCUCGGUAUCACAUGAAUUACGAACUCCUUUACAUGGAAUUUUAGCUAGUUGUGAAUUAAUGAGUGAAGGCCAUUUGAAUGAAGCGCAAACUGAAUUACUUAAGACCAUUCAAAGCUGUGGGACUGGCUUAAUUUCAAUAAUAAAUAAUGUUUUAAAUUAUGCGAAAAUGGAUAAUUCUCGUGAUUAUGAUUUAAUGCAUCCUCCACCCGUUCCAGUUUUGAAUAUAAAGCAAAAAGAAAAAGUUGAUUUGGUUAAGAUAUUGGAAGAUGUCGCUGAAUCAUGUGUAGUAGGACAACAGAUGGUGUCGGUUAUCUAUGGAAAAAAUAAUAACAAUGAUGAAAAUAGUUCACCAUCACAAGCAAGAAGACGACAUGUUUGUAGAUUAUUACAUCCGUACCAAUCUAAGAGAGAAACUGGUUCGCCUGAAGUUGAUCUUCUUAUGGAUAUAGAAUCACGUGAAGAUGGAUGGUGGGUAAUGGCAGAAGAUGGUGCAAUCAGGCAGAUGCUUAUAAAUAUUGUAGGUAAUGCUCUUAAGUUUACGAAACAAGGUUAUAUUCACUUGUCGCUUGCAACUGUUGCUUGUCAACAUGAAACUUGCGAACAUUCUUGUUGUCAAGAUUUGGCAUCCGACUAUACCGAUGAAUCAGAACGAUUACAUGUUCUCUUUACUAUAACUGAUACCGGUCGCGGAAUUGAUCCAAAUUUUCUUAACACGCACCUUUUUCAUCCAUUUACUCAAGAGGAUCCUCUUCAAAUUGGUACUGGAUUAGGUUUAAGUAUUGUCAAAUUAUUAGUGGAAAAGAUGGGUGGUAAAUUGGAUGUCGAAAGUGAAGUAAAUGUUGGAACUAGAGUGAGAAUUUGGUUGGACUUUGAGAAGGCUAGUGAGUCUGAUAUUGAUAGUGAAGAUGAUGCUAGCGUUAGAGAUAAAAAGGCUAUAAAGAGGAAAGAAAAGGAAAUUAUAUUAAAAGAACUUCAAAAUAAAUCUGUAGUGGUCAAGGGCGCUAGAGGGAAAGCUAAAGAAAUUACUUGCCGAUUUCUCAAAAAUUGGUUUAAUAUAAAAAAUGUGGUUCUUGAAGCACGACCUAGUAAGCUAGAUGGAGAUUUAGUGAUAAUUUUUAAUGAAGAUUUAGAAAUUUUAAAAUCUUUAUUAUCAGAAAGUAAAAAUAAAUCGUGUUGGUUUAAUUCAAAUUUAAUUUCUGAAGAAUCUGAUAAAAUAAACGCACCAAUUAUUUUUGUCACUUCAUUGGAAAAGCAUGGUAAAUUUAGAGAAAUAAUUGAACAAAUUCAAGAUGAAAUUGAGAUGAAUACAAACCAAAAAUAUCGUAAAGUUGUUAUUGUUUCAAAGCCUAUCAGCCCUCGAAAAAUAGAAAAUGCUAUUCUAUCAUGCUUUAAUCUUAAAUUAGACGUCAAAACUGAAGAUUUACCACAAAUUAUUAUGACACCACCUAUUAACGAUGAUGACACAUCUUCAGACGAUACGCUUGUGUCUCUACAAACGCCACUUAACACGCCACCAACGAAAAGUGACCCGUUUGAAACCACAAACAUUGAUUUACAAUCAUCAAAUAAGCUAAAUCCCUUAAUUCUAGACGCUUCACAAAUAUUGUCAUCCUCACCUCCAACUUUAGAUAAAUUUGCAUCGACACCAAAACCACGAACUUUAUCAACUUCACGUUCAUUACCUGCAGUAACUACCCCCGAGAUAGAUCCUUCCACACAAUCACAAUAUGGACUUCGUGGACCGAGAGUUCUUAUAAUAGAAGAUAAUGUAGUGAAUAGAAAAAUCUUGUCUACAUUUUUGAAAAGUCGAGGAAUUGAUUUUGAAGAAGCAGAAAAUGGAGCCAUUGGUGUUGAAAAAUAUCGAAAUGCAUUAGAACAAAAAGGUGAACGAGAGAAAAAAUUCGAUGUGGUUCUAAUGGAUAUUCAAAUGCCAGUAAUGAAUGGUAAUGUUGCCACGUCUGAAAUUAGAAAGAUAGAGAGGGAAUAUGCUCAAAGACGACAGAAAUUAAAACAAAGAUCAUUAACUGAAACUUUAAAGGGUAUAUCAAAAAUUCCGACAGGACUAUUUCCUAAUUUAGCAAAAACUAAUACUGAACAAACAGAUACAUCACAUCAACCAUCAAUACCAAUAGAAAAUAAAUCUUUAAUUUUCGCAUUAACUGGAUUAGCUAGAGAAGAAGAUAAAGAUAUUGCAUAUGGAAGUGGAGUUGAUGGAUUUUUAACAAAACCUGUUAGUUUAAAAACUUUAGAAAAAGUACUUAAAAGAUGGUCGGAAAAUGGUGACUUUACUGAAGAAUUUCCAGAAAUAAAACCACCAACAUUAGUUACGAAUGAUGAAAAUUUAACUCCCGUAAAUGGAAAUCAAGAGAUUUGA